Messenger RNA from Ilyonectria robusta, 996 nucleotides. RefSeq lists its product as uncharacterized. The transcript has 2 exons. The coding region runs from base 1 to 996 and encodes 331 amino acids. The record is from RefSeq and is a predicted model, not a curated record. NCBI's taxonomy places the organism in Eukaryota, Fungi, Ascomycota, Sordariomycetes, Hypocreales, Nectriaceae.
AUGGCUCCGGCCAUAACCCUCGCCCUCGCGGCUUCUCUUCUCGCUCUCUCAGCACAUGCCUCAACGCCUCUCUCCGGCGGCGCCAUUCUCCUCCGCGCCGAGGAUGUCAUCGGCCGCCCCUAUGCCACAGUCCUCAGCUCCUCCCUGCACACCCGCGACGACGCAAACGCAACCACCAGCGCAACCGAGGCCGACACCUCGGGCGUCGUCAUCAACAAGGACGGCAGCCUGAACAUCACCGCCUGGAACGAGGCCACCAACGCCGCCUGCCAGGGCGCCCUCAGCACCCUGAUCCAGAGCACGAAUCCCUCCGGCGCCUGCGUGUGCUACAACCUGCCCUCGCUGGACACGCAAACGGGCGUGUUCGAGGCCGACCUGCGGCUGUUCAAGGUGUCGGAUUCAAGAGGCGACUUUGCGGGCAUCUCCCCGGAGGAAGUCAGCGUGGGAUUGUCUUAUGUGGGCGCGAGCGUCAUGCCCGUCAAUGAAAGCGAGGUGUCAUCCGCUGGUAUGGUGGGCACCGUGGCGAGCAUCGCGAAGCGGGCAGUGCCUCAGCUUCUUCAAACGUACAUGUUUGUUGGUCAGAUCGACCAAGACCGCAUGGUGAACAACAUGACCAUGGCUGCUUUUGAAGCACUGGUGCUACCCACCCUCACCCUCACCGGCACAAACAGCAGCGGCAGCACAGUGCAGACCAACGUCUCCAUCAACGAAGCCUCGUUCCUCACGGGCGUCUUCUCCGGCGAAGUCAUCCAGUCCGACUUUGGCGCCGCCCAGUCCGCCGUGGACGAGCAGCUCGCGGGCCUCAAGAACGGCACCGUGGCCUUUGUGCUCCCCGGCGUGCAGCUGAUGAUCUACCCGGUCGGCCUCAUCAUCACCGGCACGUGGCUGCUCAUCGGCGCCGCCGUCGUCGGCUUCGGCACCUACGAGCGCUGGAAGUACGCCGAGAUGUACAGGCGCAGACAGGCCGUCUUGAUCCCCCGAGUCGCCACGAUAUGA